AUGGGAGCAUCACAUCUACUCGUUCGACAAUUCCCACUUUUGUGUUGUACAUUUCACUCAAAGAACCCGGGCGUCCCAUCCUCAAGGAUCGAUAAAAGCCAACUGACAGGCUCCCUGAGCCGUCAUGGAUUGGCGGAAGCAGAGGUGGCCGGUCGCCCGGACGAGGAGCCUCCUCCCGCGGGGCUUUGGAUGGGUCCAAUUACGUGA
Protopolystoma xenopodis is the source of this 207-nucleotide messenger RNA. Lineage: Eukaryota; Metazoa; Platyhelminthes; Monogenea; Polystomatidea; Polystomatidae. The record is from the annotation of a GenBank genome assembly.